Molecule: messenger RNA, 2881 nt
Organism: Synchiropus splendidus (mandarinfish)
Lineage: Eukaryota; Metazoa; Chordata; Actinopteri; Syngnathiformes; Callionymidae
Gene: capn1a
Product: calpain 1, (mu/I) large subunit a
Exons: 23
Coding region: 159-2264 (701 amino acids)
Biological process (GO): proteolysis
Cellular component (GO): cytoplasm
Molecular function (GO): calcium-dependent cysteine-type endopeptidase activity; calcium ion binding
Source: RefSeq, a predicted model, not a curated record
CCCUCCUCCCUGCAGUGUGUGUGUGUUGCGGGGGUUGGACCGUCUGCUUGGCCACUAAAUCUGUGUGAACCCCUGCAGCUUCACCACAAUUUCACCUUCCUCGCACACUCUAUUUUGAACCACCUUCUCUUAAUCGUUGCGAGCCUACACAACCCAGGAUGUACCCAGUUGGAGGGAUAUCAGCAACCAUUCAGGCGAACAGACUCCGGGCAGAAGGCAUGGGCACCAACGAGAACGCAGUGCAGUUCGCGAACCAAGACUAUGCGGCUCUGAAGCAAGAAUGUGUGGAGUCAGGAGGCCUGUUUGAAGACCCCUGUUUCCCCGCCGAACCUCCAUCUCUGGGUUUUAAGGAACUGGCGCCCUACUCUUCCAAGACACGAGACGUGGAGUGGAAGAGGCCCACGGAAAUAACAGAUGAUCCUAAGUUCAUCAUAGGUGGAGCAACCAGGACGGACAUCUGCCAGGGUGCUUUGGGUGACUGUUGGCUUCUGGCAGCUAUCGCAUCGCUGACACUGAACGAAAAGCUUCUUCAUAGAGUUGUUCCACAUGGCCAGUCUUUCCAGGACGAUUAUGCUGGGAUCUUUCAUUUUCAGUUCUGGCAGUUUGGUGAAUGGGUCGAUGUGGUGAUCGAUGAUCGACUUCCUGUCAAAGAUGGGGAGCUAAUGUUCGUCCACUCUGCUGAGGGCAAUGAAUUCUGGAGUGCGCUGCUGGAGAAGGCCUACGCCAAACUGAACGGAUCCUAUGAGGCUCUGUCUGGAGGCAGCACCACGGAGGGUUUUGAGGACUUCACGGGAGGCGUGUCUGAGAUGUACGAGCUCCGGAAAGCACCCCGGGAUCUGUACAAGAUCAUCGGCAAGGCUUUGGACAGGGGCUCGCUUCUUGGCUGCUCCAUCGAUAUCUCCAGCGCCUUUGACAUGGAGGCUGUAACGUUCAAGAAGCUGGUGAAAGGUCACGCUUAUUCCGUCACUGGACUGAAGCAGGUGGAAUACCAGGGAAGCAUGGAACGCCUCAUUCGGAUACGGAACCCUUGGGGCCAGGUGGAGUGGACCGGUGCCUGGAGCGACAAUUCACCCGAGUGGGACCAGGUUGAUUCAUCUGAGCGAGAGGAUCUGCAGCUGGACGACGGAGAGUUUUGGAUGGCCUUCAGUGAGUUUCUGCGCCAGUUUUCUCGACUGGAGAUCUGCAACUUGACCCCAGAUGCGCUGUGCGAAGACGCCACCAGCCACUGGAACACCAUGAAGUUCUACGGCACGUGGAGGAGAGGCAGCACCGCGGGAGGCUGCAGGAACCAUGCCAACACAUUUUGGAUCAACCCUCAGUAUAAGAUCACUCUCCUGGAGGAGGACGAUGACCCCGAUGAUGAUGAGGUGGCGUGCAGUUUCUUGGUGGCUCUGAUGCAGAAAGACCGCCGCAGGUAUCGCCGGCACGGUCAAGACAUGCACACCAUUGGUUUCGCUCUGUACGAGAUUCCAGAUGAAUUCAGAGGCUGCCAGAACGUCCACCUGAAGAAGAACUUCUUUCUGUCGCACUCAUCCUGCGCUCGCUCUGAGACUUUCAUCAACCUGCGAGAGGUGAGCACCCGCCUGCGCCUGCCCCCCGGCGAGUACCUCAUCGUGCCCUCCACCUUUGAGCCCGGGAAAGAAGCCGACUUCGUCCUGAGAGUCUUCACUGAGAAGCAGUCCGAAACAGAAGAACUGGAUGAUGAGAUCACCGCAGACCUGGGAGAAGAUGAGGAAAUAACUGAAGACGACAUUGAUGAUUCAUUUAAGUCAAUGUUUGCUCAGCUUGCUGGUGAGGACAUGGAGAUUUCCAUCCGGGAGCUCCGAACUAUUCUGAACAGAGUUGUUACUCGACAUAAAGAUUUGAAGACGGAUGGCUUCAGUAUGGAGUCUUGCAGGACCAUGGUCAACCUGAUGGAUAAAGACGGAAGUGCACGUUUGGGUCUGGUGGAGUUUCAGAUUCUGUGGAAUAAGAUCCGAAAGUGGCUGCUUGUUUUCAGAGAGUACGACUUGGACAAAUCAGGUGCCAUGAGCUCAUAUGAGAUGCGCCUCGCAGUGGAGGCAGCAGGUUUUAAACUAAACAACAAACUGAAUCAGAUUUUGGUGGCUCGGUACGCUGAGAACGAGAUGAUUGACUUUGACAACUUCAUCUGCUGCUUGGUCAAACUUGAGGCCAUGUUCAGGUCUUUCCUUCAACUUGAAAAGGAAUCAGGAGUCGCUGAGAUGAAUCUUACUGAGUGGCUUUACUUGACCAUGUGUGGUUAAGGAGCUGCUGCAUGGAUGACCUCCAGACUGCUGGUACUAUGGAUCACUGAAGACGCUCAAACCCUCGGAGAGCUCCCACCUUGUAGCGUAAUUAUCAGAAGAGCUUAUUUCAUGAAGCCAGAUUGGCCAAAUAACCUCAGCUUGAAUCUUGGCAACUAUGCAAACCUACAGUACGACAGACAUCAUGCCACUAUUUACCGUCAAAACAGCAUGAGUCUCUGCAUGUCUGAUUAGAAAACAAAAUGUCAUGUGCUUUUCUGAGUUUGUAGUCGGCGUUUUGUUUAAAUAAAAAAUAACUGUAAUGUCAGCAGCGAUUCAGGGCCAUUAACAAUUUUGCUGGAUUUAUUACUGGACUAAUGACUGUGAGAAUGUUGCUCACUUGCAUACAAACUUGAUCUGUUUUUUUUAAGUUUAGCUUAUUUAUACGAGUUUUUUUUGUUACACACAUGCAGCUAACCAUCACUUUUUACUUUGCACUGAGCCUGUAGAUGAAGGAAACCGUAGCCUCACAUACAUCACAGACAGGGAUCUUGUUCAAGAAAUGCCUUAUAAGUUUUAAAGAGCUUUUAAAAUGUGCCAGUGUUUUUGUGUUGAAUGUAUGUUGUGCCUUCAAUAAA